AUGCAGACGACACGGGAGGUGGACUCGGGCGUGGAGGUGCUGGAGAUCGAAGCGCGGGUGCUUUCGAUCCAGUCGCAUGUGGUGGCGGGCUAUGUGGGCAACAGGAGUGCAGUGUUUCCGCUCCAACUCCUGGGCAUCGAGACCGAUGCCAUCAACACGUGCCAGUUCUCCAACCACACCGGCUACCCGUCGUGGGAGGGCGAGCGGCUCACCGGCGAGCAGCUCUCUCGGCUGAUGGAGGUCGCGUCUCUUCUCUUCCGCGGGAUGGAGCGCAACGGACUGGCGGGCCACACACAUAUAUUGACGGGCUACGCCGGCCGCGCAGACCUCCUGCACGCCCUGGAGCGAGUCGUGCAGACCACCACCCGCCACCGCCCCGACGCCGUCUACCUGUGCGAUCCGGUGAUGGGCGACAACGGAAAGCUGUACGUGGCGGAGGAAGUGGUGGGCAUCUACGCCGAUGUACUGGUUCCACUGGCCCACAUCGUCACGCCCAACCACUUCGAAGCCGAGCUCCUGGCUGGUAUGAAGAUCACCAAUGAGACCGAGGCGGUUGAGGCGAUGGAGAAGCUGCACAGCAAGGGCGUGCGCGCGGUGGUGAUCACCAGCACCGACCUGUACGGCGUGCCCGGCGAGCUGGCCCUCCUGGCCUCCCACAAGCUGGCCCACGCCGACGGUGGCCCGGCCCGUCGUUUCCGCAUCCGCAUGCCCGCCCUCGAGGGCUACUUCACCGGCACCGGCGAUCUCUUCGCUGCCUUGCUGCUGGCGUGGCACAUCAGGCACCCGGACGACUUUGUGCUGGCCUGCGAGAAGGCGGUGUGCGGCACGCACGCGGUGCUGCGGGAGACGAUCCAGUACUACGCCCGACGCGCCGCCGCUGCCGCCGCCGGGGGCAGCUCGACUGCAGUCGCGCCGGAGAAGGCGGGCACCUACCCGGAACUCAAGAUCAUCCCCAGCAAGGGCCUCAUCGAACACCCGCCCCUCCUCUUCCGCGCCGAAGACAUCAAAUAA
Acanthamoeba castellanii str. Neff is the source of this 1011-nucleotide messenger RNA. Its product is annotated as pyridoxal kinase. Gene Ontology annotation, cellular component: cytosol. Bases 1 to 1011 code for a protein of 336 amino acids. Gene Ontology annotation, molecular function: pyridoxal kinase activity. The transcript has 6 exons. Gene Ontology annotation, biological process: pyridoxal 5'-phosphate salvage. NCBI's taxonomy places the organism in Eukaryota, Discosea, Longamoebia, Acanthamoebidae. The record is from RefSeq and is a predicted model, not a curated record.